CGAGCUGUCGUUGCGCGAACAUUCGGUAAAGUCCGCGACAAAGCCAGAUCCGUUCCUUCGGUGCUGAACUCGCCGAGAAAGAAUCUGAUCCAAAUCGUCGUCCACCGACGCACCGUUUCUUCGGUACGGGUCACACGGAAUCUUCCGUCGUUUAAAUAUUUGGACUAGUGCCUCUCUCGCUACUAUCUCGCUCCAGAGUUUAGACAAAACAACCUGUCAAAAUGCAUCGCGCAAGAACAGCUCUCCAUAUGGUGAACCCGAUGGGUCAGCAGAACUUCGGAUCGUUUCUGCUGAAAAAACCAGCAUCCAAGCUGACCACGGAACUGGUUGCGGCUUCGUCCGUGAAGCUGUACAACUCCGCCGCAGCUGAACCAUUCCUGAAUGGUUCCUCGUCAAACUAUAUCGACGAUAUGUAUAAUGCCUGGCUGCGGGAUCCGGCUUCCGUGCAUGCGUCCUGGGAUGCAUAUUUCCGCAACAAUUCCUACGCCGCACCACCGAGCUUAGCGCCGGUACCGAAGAAUCAUGUCCCCGCCGCACAGUACCUCGGCAGUUCGCUACCGGCCGUUGCAGGCGGUGGUGUCGCCGUCGGUGGACGAAUCGACGAUAAGCUGAUCGAUGAUCAUCUUGCCGUGCAAGCUAUCAUUCGUAGCUAUCAGUCCCGUGGUCACCUGGUUGCGGACAUUGAUCCGCUGGGCAUUCUGAAUGCCGAAAUCAACCCGGAGAGAGCGAAUCUGCGUGCGAAUGAAAAAGUUACCCGCAGUUAUAUGAACUUCGAGGAAGCCGACAUGGAACGUGUCUUCAAGCUGCCGAGCACGACAUUCAUCGGUGGCAAGGAAAAGUUUCUGCCCCUGCGGGAAAUUCUGGGCCGGCUGGAGAAGGCAUACUGCAACAAAAUCGGCGUAGAGUUCAUGUUCAUCAACUCGCUAGAACAAUGUAACUGGAUUCGCGAGCGAUUCGAAACGCCCAACAUCAUGACCUACACGAACGAGGAGAAACGUCUCAUUCUGGCCCGUCUGACGCGUGCGACCGGUUUCGAAGCGUUCUUGGCGAAGAAAUUCUCGUCGGAAAAGCGUUUCGGUCUGGAGGGUUGCGAAAUCAUGAUUCCCGCGAUGAAGGAGGUUAUCGAUGUGUCGACGCGGCUGGGCGUGGAGUCCAUCAUCAUGGGUAUGCCACAUCGUGGUCGGUUGAACGUGCUGGCCAACGUGUGCCGCAAGCCGCUGCACCAGAUCUUUACGCAGUUUGCUGGUUUGGAAGCUGCUGAUGAUGGCUCCGGCGAUGUGAAAUACCAUCUGGGUACGUACAUUGAGCGGUUGAACCGUGUGACGAACAAGAACAUUCGGUUGGCUGUCGUCGCCAAUCCGUCCCAUCUGGAGGCUGUCGAUCCGGUCGUCCAGGGUAAGACGCGUGCCGAACAGUUCUACCGUGGCGAUGGCGAGGGCAAGAAGGUGAUGUCGAUCCUGCUGCACGGAGAUGCGGCCUUCUGCGGUCAGGGUGUGGUGUUUGAGACGAUGCAUUUGUCCGAUCUGCCCGACUACACCACGCACGGCACGAUUCACAUCGUGGUGAACAAUCAGAUUGGCUUCACGACCGAUCCGCGUCACUCGCGUUCAUCCCCGUACUGUACGGAUGUGGCCCGUGUCGUCAAUGCACCAAUCUUCCACGUCAACGGUGACGAUCCGGAAGCGGUAAUGCAUGUAUGCAAGGUGGCUGCUGAGUGGCGUGCCACCUUCCACAAGGAUGUUAUCAUCGAUAUCGUGAGCUACCGCCGCAACGGACACAACGAAAUUGAUGAGCCAAUGUUCACGCAACCGCUGAUGUACAAGAAGAUCCGCGGUACGAAGCCUGCGCUUGACAUUUACGCUAAUCAGCUCAUCACGGAAGGUGUGGUGACGGCGGAGGAGGUCAAGAGCGUGAAGGACAAGUACGAGAAGAUCUGCGAGGAAGCGUUCGAGCAGGCGAAGACCGAAACGCACAUCAAGUACAAGGACUGGAUCGAUUCUCCGUGGUCCGGUUUCUUCGAGGGUAAGGACCCGCUGAAGGUUGCACCGACUGGUGUGAUCGAGGAAACGCUGGUACACAUCGGUAACCGAUUCUCGUCGCCACCACCGAACGCGGCAGAAUUCGUCAUCCAUAAGGGUUUGUUGCGUGUGCUGGCCGCACGUAAGGAAAUGUUGGAAAACAAAACCAUCGAUUGGGCGUUGGCGGAAGCGAUGGCGUUCGGUUCGCUGCUGAAGGAAGGCAUUCACGUCCGUCUGUCGGGACAGGACGUCGAGCGUGGCACUUUCUCGCAUCGUCAUCACGUGCUGCACCAUCAGACGGUUGAUAAGGCAACGUACAGGCCGCUGUGCCAUCUGUACCCGGACCAGGCCCCGUACACGGUCUGCAACAGCUCGCUGUCUGAGUUUGGUGUGCUCGGUUUUGAGCUCGGUUACUCGAUGACCAACCCGAAUGCGCUCGUUUGCUGGGAAGCGCAGUUCGGUGACUUCAACAACACCGCACAGUGCAUUAUUGAUCAGUUUGUGUCGUCGGGACAGGCGAAGUGGGUGCGCCAGAGUGGUUUGGUGAUGCUGCUACCGCACGGUAUGGAGGGUAUGGGACCGGAACAUUCGUCGGCCCGUGUCGAGCGAUUCCUUCAGAUGUGUUCGGACGAUCCCGAUUACUUCCCGCCGGAGUCGGAUGAGUUUGCCAUUCGGCAGCUGCACGACAUCAACUGGAUCGUGGCGAACUGUUCGACCCCGGGCAACUACUUCCACCUGCUGCGCCGUCAGAUUGCGUUGCCGUUCCGCAAGCCGUUGAUUGUGCUGACGCCUAAGUCGCUGCUGCGUCAUCCGGAGUGCAGAAGCAACUUCAGCGAGAUGACCGAUGGAACCCAAUUCCAGCGAUUGAUUCCCGAUGCAUUGACCGCCGAAAACCCGAACCAGGUGAAGCGUGUAAUCUUCUGCACCGGUCGUGUGUAUUACGAUUUGCUGAAGGCGCGUCGUGACCGCAAGUUGGACAGUAAUAUUGCGAUCAGCCGCAUCGAACAGGUUGGUGUUCCAUCAGUCGGUAUUGUUAAUAACAACAUUACAAUGAAAAUAUGCGCAUUUCAGAUUUCGCCCUUCCCGUACGAUCUGGUGAAGGCCGAGUGCGCCAAAUAUCCGAACGCUGAGCUGGUGUGGGCCCAGGAAGAACACAAGAACCAAGGCUGCUGGACGUACGUGCAGCCACGCUUCGACACCGCGAUCAACUCGACUCGUGAUUUCAGCGUGCAAGAAGAAAAGCUUGUGCAGCAGAAAACCGGCCAAGGAUUCAAUAUCCCGCAGGGUACAUUUAACUCUCCGACGAGCGGUUCCGCGGCCAGCAAGGGUCGCAAAGUGCGAAUCUCAUCGCGACCACUUAGCUAUGUUGGACGUCCAUGUGGUGCAUCUACCGCCACGGGCUCGAAGGCCCAACACAUGAAGGAAUUGAAAAAUCUUCUGGACGACGCGAUGGCCUUGUAAAAUGGUUUGUGAGAGGUGCUGCAAAACACAAGGGUCUUUUGUGUUGUGGGUUGGUAACUACUAGUCCCUCCUACGCAGCAUAUAGGCAACACCCUGAUGAAAGGAACCGGCAGACGAGCGCGUGGCGAUGAUCUUUUUUUGUUUUAAAUGAGGUUUCCUAUCCCUUUGCUCGACAAACGAUAACACACAAACGACACAGGGACCGAAUGGUACGAACAGCGGUUUUAUUUGUUAACCGCCGGACUAUAUUCUACGAUAUUACAAAGUGUAACAGGAUAUCCUUCAACAUCCUACGAGGACACGGGGCAGUAUGUACGGCAGCCCUCCGCGGCUGCCUACUGUUUGCUCGGUUAUUUAUGAAGUUUGGCGCUAGUUUUAGUAGUUCUAUUUAAUGCGAUAGGUGCGAAAACAAUGAUACAUUUAACCAUUAACACAGUUAUGAAGUGAAUAAAAUCAAACAGUUGCGAAAACGGUGUGAGAAUACACAAAACAUGCAAAACUAAAGCUUGUUUGUUAGCAUCAAUGUAGCAGCAAGUGCGGGUAUAUUCGUUUUGUUUCACCAACACACAGAUCCUAACCGGCGCUACUCCCUAAGUGUAAUAGUUUUCUAGAGGAAGCAAGUGGGAAAGAUGAAGCUCAUCUUUGCAAGGAUAAUAAUAGUUUACAUGCAAACAAUACAUCAAAAACGCAAGCACAUAUGCGGAACCUAUACAUACAUUUAUUUUAAUUAAUUAGUAAAUGUGAAAAAAGCAACAGGAAUAGAGAUAAUUCUGCGCGUUGCGGCAGAGUUGUUGGUGUGUGCGCUUGUUUUGCUCACAGCGCAAAUGAAGCCACGGCCUACACCGGCAUAUUUAUUUAUAUACAUUCAUACGUUUUUUUUCUUCUCUGCUUUCCUUUCACUGUAACGAUGAAUGAAUUUAAUGAUCUAGUAAAACAAGGCUCACUAGCACUAUUUUAUUCUGUUGUUGAUUGAUGUAGGAAUGAGCGGUGAGGUUGUUCUCGUCACGUGUAGAUUGUUGAAGGAUUCAGUGAAUUAAAAGUAAAAAAAAAACAGUCUGUUGCGCUCAAUAAAUGCACAGAUGGAGUAAAUGUGUUUUGUUUUGUUUUCUUUUUCUCAUCUCGAUUUAGUUUAAUGUUCAUUUAACCUUAGUUUUAUUUAUGUUUUGUCCGUAAUUGCUUCUUAUAGAAUGAUGCGUGCAAACAAAUAGCGAUUAUUGCUCCUAACCAUGCAGUAGUAUAAGGCGCCACUAACAUUUAGCUACAUACCUACAAGUGCUUUGCAUUAUAACGUUGGUACCAGCAACCAGAUGUAAUGUUACGGGGCGAUCCGUUACAGGGCGUAACCAGGGAUUAGAAUCUUCGUGAAUGGAAGUCGAUUUUCCUCUUUCGUUGCAAUACUAUUUAAAUGAAUUAUUCCCCAUGCUAAGGGCGAUGCGUUGCUGCACGUGCGCUGAUAGUUAAGAACGAAUUGUAUCAUGAUGAAAUCGAUUGGUGCUUUCAUUUUAAAGUGGAGAAAUUUGACAAACCAAAAUCGUUGAGCUACUACGUGAACUACUACUGUACUACGAUUGGGACACAAACGUUAUCAAUGUGCAAACUGAUACUAAAUGAUAGAAAAGUACAUACACAAAAGUAAAACGUUAAGCAAAUCUAGAGUUCUCUUACUCGCGAGGACCGUAGUUUGGUAGUGGUACCAUUUUAAGUCAUCCUUCUUCCUCUUGCUAUACUAACCAGUUUCGGCCGGCCUUUAUACCGGUGCGUGUUAAAAGUCGAACCUGUGUGCAAACUAAAUGGACAGUGCAGUAUUUAAAAACAACAGAGCAAGCUCUCGCUCUCUCUAUCUCUUACCUAUAGAAUAUUCACACGCACAAAGUGCUUUAAGUGGUUGUAAAUACACUUCUUGUUAGGGAAAAUUGGGAAAAGGAACACAACCACAGGAUAUGUGUGGAAUAACAACGGCACUGCUUAAAACUAGAACUGGGGAGAAACGCAGCUUAAUAAAGAGUUUCCAUGUAAAGGUUGGAUGAUAAUGUUGCGCAAUGUGUAAGGAUAUAUUUUGGAUGCACUUUUUAAGCACUACUUCACACACCCUAGCACUGAGUUCAACUGGCACAGAUUCAAAUGAAACAUGUCUAACUUAUGAAAUGAUACAACAAAUAUGACCCUUUAUGACGCACUGUUGGGGAAAGUGAUAAAAGGGACUAAAAUAAAGCAGAACAUACAUAAGAAAAUA
Molecule: messenger RNA, 5712 nt
Organism: Anopheles moucheti
Lineage: Eukaryota; Metazoa; Arthropoda; Insecta; Diptera; Culicidae
Gene: Nc73EF
Product: 2-oxoglutarate dehydrogenase complex component E1
Exons: 10
Coding region: 222-3479 (1085 amino acids)
Biological process (GO): tricarboxylic acid cycle
Cellular component (GO): oxoglutarate dehydrogenase complex; mitochondrion
Molecular function (GO): thiamine pyrophosphate binding; oxoglutarate dehydrogenase (succinyl-transferring) activity
Source: RefSeq, a predicted model, not a curated record